AUGGCAACGGGGGCGAUGUCGGCGACCGCGCGCAGGCUGCGGCAUUUGCGAUUGACAUCGGUGCCCAAGGCUCAUGCGGAGAAGAUGAGCUUGCCAAUGGGUGAAUUGCCGCAGUUCACUGGGUUUGAGAUUGUCCUGCUGGGAACAGGUGCUGGCAUGCCUUCAACCCAACGCAGUGCUUCGUCCUUGUGUGUCCAAUUACCUGCGAAGAGUUGGCUCUUUGACUGUGGCGAAGGCACUCUUCGUCAGAUCUUUCGAAGCACCGUGCGUGUGACAACGACAGAGAAGAUUUUUCUCACACAUGUCCAUGGGGACCACCUAUUCGGGCUGCCUGGCAUGCUGUGCACGCUGAACGCGUUGAAUGCAGGGAACAUUGAUCCUUCGACGAAGCAGGUUGUCCGACGCCCCAUCGACGUAUAUGGUCCGCCUGGAGUGUUUGACUUUGUCAACAUGGCAUUGACCGUGUCAUGCGCUCACCUGGGCAACGUAUCGAUCACCGUCCACGAACUGGUGCCAUGUGACUUCGAUUCGACGCCACCGUCCGGCGUCCGUUUGCAUGAGGACCUCAAGCGCGCCGUCAUUCGACCUGAACACGUCGAUGGGUCGCUUGUGUGGCGUGUACUGGACGAUGGCGACCACACUGUCGCGGCAGGGCCUUUGGCGCAUAGCGUGACCAGUGUAGGAUAUGUCGUGGAAGAGAAACCACGACCGGGGCGGAUAGAUGUCGCCGCCGCCACGCGCCGCGGACUUCCGCCAGGCCGGCUCUACAAGCUGCUCAAAGCCGGCGAAAGCGUCCACCUGCCAGAUGGGACUGUGCUUCAUCCUGAUGAAGUCAUGGGGCCUCCCCGUCGUGGUCGGAAAGCUGCGAUCAUGGGAGACACGGCCAACUCGUCGGGAAUGUAUACGUUGGCUCAAAAUGCAGACGUGCUGGUGCAUGAAGCUACGUUGGCACACGGGAAUGGAGCCAUUGCAUUACAACGAGGUCACUCGACGAGCGCGAUGGCGGGGUACUUUGCACGCCACAUGAAUCCAACGCUCUUGAUCCAAGCUCUGUCCAGCAGCUCGUGGACGAAGCCCGUGUGA
Aphanomyces invadans is the source of this 1083-nucleotide messenger RNA. Its product is annotated as ribonuclease Z. Gene Ontology annotation, cellular component: nucleus. Gene Ontology annotation, biological process: tRNA processing. The record is from RefSeq and is a predicted model, not a curated record. The transcript is spliced from 7 exons. Lineage: Eukaryota; Oomycota; Saprolegniomycetes; Saprolegniales; Verrucalvaceae. The coding region runs from base 1 to 1083 and encodes 360 amino acids. Gene Ontology annotation, molecular function: 3'-tRNA processing endoribonuclease activity.